AUGAGCGCACAAGUUGUCGAUAAAGUAGAAUUUGAUAGGUGAAUUUGAACGUACACAACAGCUUUAAUGAACAAAACUUAUACUCUUGAAUAAUGUAAUGGCAUGCUUGCUUUGAGAACAAACUGCACUAAUAGAAAUAUCUUUUACUGUUUUCAUUAAUGGCGCUACAUGGUUGUGAAAACAGUAUGUGACAUGCCAAAAGUAGGGUGUGAGUGUGGGGUGUGGGUGUGGGUGGUGUAGAUAGGUGUGGGUGUAGGUGGGUGUGACUGUGGUUGUGUCUGUGACUUAGCGUACUCUCUACCUCUUCAUCUACACCCACCCCC
This is a messenger RNA of Rotaria sp. Silwood1, 323 nucleotides long. The record is from the annotation of a GenBank genome assembly. Lineage: Eukaryota; Metazoa; Rotifera; Eurotatoria; Philodinida; Philodinidae.